AUGGGGUUUGGGGAAUUUAAUGCAAUAUGCCAGAAGGCAGCGGUCCCUCUAUGUUCUUUGGUGGGACCAGCCUCGUCGAUAUCAGGCGCAACCGGCAUCAUACCCAAUUGUUAUGCGCGGAACAUUGAGUUGGCCAAUACGAUCAUCUUUGAGGGCGCUGCUUCAUUUAUGCACAUUAUUGCCCUGGUUAUGACGGUUAUUAUGAUUCUGCAUGUCAGAUCCAAGUUUACUGCAGUUGGCCGCAAGGAAAUUAUUACAUUCUUUUAUAUAUACAUGGCCUUAACGAUCGUCUCUCUAAUCGUCGACGCAGGUGUCGUUCCCCCAAGAAGUAGUCCUUUCCCCUAUUUCGUCGCUGUCCAGAAUGGCCUGGUUUCCGCGCUAUGCACCUGCUUACUCGUCAACGGGUUUGUGGGCUUCCAGCUCUACGAGGACGGCACUGCACUGUCAGUCUGGCUUCUACGACUGACUUCUGUGACUAUGUUCGCUAUAUGCUUUCUCGUGUCUCUCUUGACCUUCAAAUCGAAGGGAGGGCUGAGUCCCACCAAUACCAUUGGCUUGUUCUUGGUCCUCUAUGUCUUCAAUGCAAUAUGCGUUGCGGUAUACUUGAUUAUGCAGCUCUUCUUGGUCAUGAAUACCCUCGACGACCGCUGGCCGCUGGGCCACAUUGCCUUUGGUGUCCUUGUUUUCAUCGCCGGACAGGUUAUUCUCUAUGCUUUCGGCGAUACGAUCUGUAAUAAGGUCCAGCACUACCUGGACGGCCUUUUCUUUGCUACGUUCUGCAACCUUUUGGCAGUGAUGAUGGUAUACAAGUUCUGGGACUAUAUCACCAAGGAAGACCUCGAAUUCUCGGUGGGCAUUAAGCCCAACAACUGGGAAGUCAAAGAGCUUCUCCCAGGCGAUGAGCGACGAACAUCACUAUACCAGGAUUCGGACUAUGCUAAUAGCUGGCACCACCGGUCUUCGAGCUAUGGCCGUUAA
Messenger RNA from Aspergillus chevalieri, 978 nucleotides. It is a transcript of the gene CHS7, whose product is annotated as chitin synthase export chaperone. Gene Ontology annotation, cellular component: endoplasmic reticulum membrane. The transcript is spliced from 3 exons. The record is from RefSeq and is a predicted model, not a curated record. Bases 1 to 978 code for a protein of 325 amino acids. NCBI's taxonomy places the organism in Eukaryota, Fungi, Ascomycota, Eurotiomycetes, Eurotiales, Aspergillaceae. Gene Ontology annotation, biological process: protein folding.